Messenger RNA from Sclerotinia borealis F-4128, 2208 nucleotides. NCBI's taxonomy places the organism in Eukaryota, Fungi, Ascomycota, Leotiomycetes, Helotiales, Sclerotiniaceae. The record is from the annotation of a GenBank genome assembly.
AUGCAUGUUGGCGCUGGAGGCUUGGGAUAUUGGCAACUUGAGCCGCUCGAAGUGACACGAGAUAAGUCGUCUUUUCCCAACAGCACAACACAACAUGGCAAUGAACACAUAUUGUGCCUUCCUAUCACCAAAGACUAUUGGCCUUCGGUCGCAGCUAUUAUUAUCUUCUUUGCCACAAAUUAUUUAGCCCACGCAGCGACCGUCAAAUCAAGCCCCGGAGAUGACACUCUUCUCCAGACCUGUAAUGCUCUUUUGGCGUUAUGUUUUCCGAUGUCUGGUCUCCUGCGAGCGCUCAACGCUUUUGUCCGAAUGCCGAUUCUUGCUCGCAACGAGCUGGACAAAGCAUGUAGAGCUGGGGCGCUCUGUAUGGUUGUUCGAGCACCUCAUUGGAGACCUCAAAUAGGCCAGAAGCUUUCCGUGGGAGUAGUGCUUGAAAAUGAUGAAAGCGUGGUAGUUAUGGAUGCUGAGGAGCAAAUUGGACGCAGUCGUUCUCCAUCGCGCGUGGAUCUUCGAUUGUCACGAGUGCAUGGUGCAUAUGACCUUCCAGAAGGCUAUGAAUUUGCCAUAGUGCCCCGCAAUACCUUCCUAGUUUCCCAAGUAGCCUCAAAUAUUCGAGGAGAUCCACGACUUAGCAGCGAGAUCAGUGCUGGCUAUAAUAUUCUGAAAGCAGUAGCCUCUCUCAUUCAAGUAGUCGCUGCAUUCACAACCCUUCUUUCAAACCGCCUAGACUUGAUUAGACGAUGGGGCCCAAGAGAUGCGAUGCAAGUCGAGGAUCCAGCAUGGAGCGGUCUUACAAAGAAAGAUAUUCAGAAUUUCUCUAUCACAAUUACCUCGACAACUAGCACGAUGUAUCUUUUAAGUAUGAUCAUUGAUCUGCUUGACGACAUUCUUGCGAGGAAGAAGAAGCUAUCCGCCAAGGAUGCGAAAAUCGUACACUUGGAGGUAGUUUCCCAAUUCAAUACUUCCCCCACCACCCCCACGCCUCCCACGAACGACUCUGAACCGAAUAUAACGCAAGAAAACCUGCAUGUGGAUCAAUCUGGCACAGGUUUGCCUAGUAGCGGCAAGAAAAAGCAGGGAUUGCAAACCUUUUCUCCGUCGACGACUCUAAUUCAGAUUCCUCGCGCACCACAGCUAUCAUUAGGAAAGGGCUUCUUAUAUACCAUGCACCGAGUUUUGGAGGAUCAGUCAUCUGCUGAAGGUAAUCAGAACAAUCAUUCGCUUGCCAUGUUGCAAAAUGUACGAGAAAACACGAAGCGCCUUGGAUCCUAUCGUUCCUCGGAUCUUCCAAACUCCAUGAUUUAUCGAGCGGUGGUUCUAUUCAAGUUUGGAAUGAAACUUUUUCUCUUUCCAAUGAAGUGGGAUGAUAGUCCGGAGCUCAUCUCAAUUCGAUCGGCUAUAAUCUACCAUCCCAAUUGUCAGCGAUUCCUCCGAUGGGAUGAUUUCACUGACCCUCCCAAAGUCAAUGAAGAAAAGUCCCUGGUGAAUCAACUAAAAGCACCAUCCCCAAUUGCUGAAAGUGGAGAGGCUAAUCUAGCCGCGUCUAUUUCUAAUGUUCGAUCACUACUCCAUCUACCGGAAAGACCAUUAACGAGUCCUGCAUCGAUCACCGAGCUCGAAGGUCUCCUUCGACAGCCAGCGAUAACAAGAUCAAGUGGUCGAACAAGUUGGGCUAUCCUGGUGGAGAUCAGUGUUGGCACCUGCAUCGUCGGCCUAUUCUUUGACUUAAUUGCUGGCUUGACCAAAUUUCAUGCUGGCGAGAGUUCCACAACAGAAAGGGGUGUUAUGAUGGCAUGGCUUGCGAGUGGAUUAUACGGAUUCUGUCUUCCUCUCUUGAGUACCAUGGAACUUUUAAAGGUUCUGUUUUUGUUUCCUGUCAUUAUAUCUCUAUGUUGUCUGGCUGGCGCUCCCACGUUCCUUCACCUUGAUGCUGAAAAUGACAGAACGCUUCGAGACGAUGCACAAAUCAACGAAGCCACUACCAGUAGCUGGAAAAAGGGCCUUGGUAAGUUCAGCAAGGCCUGCGCUAAACUCAUGUCUGAGGUUUCCGAGUUCGUGGCUUUUAACUUGAGUCCUCCGCCGCCAGCAGCUGCCCUCAUUUAUGCAAUUGCGUUUGUUCCUCUAGGGAUUUUCAUUCCGCCUAUUUGGGGUUUUGUGCUUGUGGGGAGGAUGCUGACGCAGUGGGGUGACUGCGUGCGAUUAUAUUAA